AAUCGAUUUCUGGCAUUUAUGAAAGGCGAGACACAAAUUAUGGCCGAUGAAGCAUUUCAAAAUGCCGUUCAAUCAUAUCAUGAUGUCUUUCUCAAGUCGGAUCGUGUACAGAAAAUGGUGCUCAGCGGUGCAUGUACCCAACAUGAUUUUCGGGAGGUCUUUCGUAAUAACAUUGAGAAGCGAGUAAGAUCACUGCCGGAAAUUGAUGGAUUGAGUAAGGAGACUGUCUUGACGUCGUGGAUGGCUAAAUUUGAUUGUAUUUUGAAAGGAACUGGUGACGAUGAACAUAAGAGACCAGCAAGGAUGCAGCCACUGAACAGUGAAAGCAUUUUAACAAAGGAACAGCUGUUUGACAUGUUUCAACAGAUUCUCGGUGUUAAAAAGUUUGAGCAUCAAAUUCUGUUCAAUGCUUUGAUGCUUGACUCAGCUGAUGAACAAGCAGCAGCAAUCCGACGUGAACUCGAUGGUCGAAUGCAACGAGUUCAAGCAAUGGAACACAACCGUAAAUUAAUGCCAAAAUUUGUGCUCAAAGAGAUGGAGUCACUGUACAUUGAGGAGCUGAAAUCUAGCAUAAAUCUUCUAAUGGCUAAUCUCGAGUCAUUGCCGGUGUCGAAAGGCGAUCCAAAGUACGGAAUUAAAAAGAAAAUUGGAAAGUACAAUCACAGCUCGGGAAAGAAAAGUAUGAAAAGCUCAAGCUCAUUCAGAAAAAUGAUACUCAGGUCACAGGGCUCGCUGGCAAAAAUGGAAGGCGAUGCCGAUGGCAGUGAUACGCAAUUGACAAAGAUGGAUGUUGUGCUCACAUUUCAACUUGAGAUUGUCGUUAUGGAAGUAAAAGGACUCAAGUCGUUGGCACCAAAUAGAAUUGUUUAUUGUACAAUGGAGGUUGAGGGAGGCGAGAAGCUGCAGACGGAUCAGGCUGAGGCAUCUAAACCGAUGUGGGACACGCAAGGUGACUUCACAACAACACACCCGCUUCCAUCCGUCAAAGUGAAAUUGUAUACAGAAAAUCCAGCAAUGUUGGCAUUAGAAGACAAAGAGCUCGGACGUGUCGUACUUAAGCCCACACCACUCUCAUCGAAAGCACCCGAAUGGCAUCGACUUACCGUGCCGAAAAAUCUUCCUGAUCAAGAUUUACGAAUAAAGAUUGCAUGUCGUAUGGAUAAGCCUCUUAAUAUGAAACAUUGUGGAUAUUUAUAUGGCAUCGGUAAAGGCGUGUGGAAGAAGUGGAAGAAACGUUAUUUUGUGUUAGUUCAAGUAUCACAAUAUACUUUUGCAAUGUGCACUUAUAAAGAGAAAAAGUCUGAGCCAUCGGAGAUGAUGCAAUUGGAUAAUUUUACCGUUGAUUAUAUUGAGGCAGCUAGUGCCGCUCUAAUGGUCGGAAUGGAUCUCGAAGGCGGUCGAUUUUUCUUCAAUGCCGUACGUGAAGGUGAUAGCGUAUUAUUUGCGAGUGACGACGAGAAUGAGUGCAGUUUAUGGGUGAUGGCACUUUAUCGUGCCACGGGACAAUCGCAUAAGCCAACGCCACCAAUAAGUUCGGGACAAAACUCAUCCAUAUCGAAACUUCAGGGUGAUGCUGAUAAGGCCCGUAAACAUGGCAUGGAGGACUACAUAAGUGCCGAUCCGUGUCAAUUUGAGCAUGCGCAGCUAUUUAAAGUAUUACAAAAUUUAACGUUAGAUUAUCGAUUGAAUGAUACAUUUUCAUCUAUGGGAUGGUUCAGUCCGGGACAAGUCUUUGUUCUCGAUGAAUAUUGUGCCAGAUAUGGCGUUCGUGGAUGCUACCGACACCUUUGUUACCUUUCCGAUCUUCUCGAUCGUGCUGAGAAGAAUUUAAUGAUUGAUCCCACGCUUAUUCAUUAUUCGUUUGCCUUCUGUGCUAGUCACGUGCAUGGAAAUCGACCUGAUGGUGUUGGAAGUAUUACGCAUGAGGAGAAGGAGAAAUUUCAAGAUAUUAAAGAGCGCUUACGUGUCUUAUUAGAAUAUCAAAUAACUAAUUUUAGAUUUUGUUUUCCAUUUGGACGGCCUGAGGGUUCAUUGAAAGCAACUCUUUCACUCCUCGAACGUGUUCUAAUGAAAGACAUUGUGACACCAGUUCCACCAGAAGAGGUUCGUUCAACAAUAAAGAAGAGUCUGGAGAAUGCAGCACUCGAUAAUUACACGAGAUUGUCAGCUGAGGCUAAAAUUGAGGAGGAUCUCCGAGGAGAAAUGAUGGUCGCUCCAGCCAAGAAACUUGAAGACUUGAUUCACUUAGCAGAACUUUGUGUCGACCUCCUCCAACAAAAUGAAGAACAUUACGCUGAGUUGCGCGCAAUCGAACCAGAAGCACCGAAACCAGAGGAAAUAGAACCAGUCGAGGAAGUCGGUCCGCAAAACACAAAAGCUGGCCAAGCUGCGUUACAAAAGAAAGACCCAAGUCCACCUGCUCCGUAUCGAUAUUGCAUGCCAACGCAUGCCGUCUACACCCCUCCGAAACCAACGGCAUUCGCAUGGUUCAGUGAUUUACUUGUGGAACAUGCUGAGAUGUUCUGGUCUAUGUUUGCUUGCGAUAUGGAACGAGUUUUGGCUGAGCAGCCUCCAGACACUUGGGAUUCUUUUCCACUCUUUCAAGUGCUCAAUGAUUAUCUUCGAACUGAUGAUAAUCUCAAGAACGGACGAUUUCACCAUCAACUGCAAACAAUCUUUGCUCCACUCGUGGUGCGCUACGUGGACCUGAUGGAGUCAUCAAUCGCACAAUCGAUCCAUAAAGGCUUCGAAAAGGAGAGAAAUGGCUGUGCAACAUCAGAAGAUCUCUUCUGGAAACUGGAUGCCCUCCAAUCAUUCAUUCGUGAUCUUCACUGGCCAGAUGCUGAAUUUCGACAACAUCUUGAACAACGGCUGAAGCUUAUGGCCUGUGAUAUGAUUGAGUCAUGUCUUCAGCGAACUGAACAGUCGUUCCAACAGUGGCUCAAGAAAUCUGUAACGUUUAUAUCGACGGAUUAUAUUAUAAGUACGGAAAUGUGUGCCAUGGUCAAUGUGAUACUCGAUGCCAAAAAUCAAUCGUUUAAAUUGUGUUCGGUUGAUGGGAUUGAUGUGCAUCAAUACCACUCAAAGAUCGAUGACCAAAUCGAUAAGGCACUUGCAUCAAUGACACAGGGUUUAAUUAAUAAGCUUGUGUCGGUUUUGGAGGGUGUUUUAGGCAAAUUAGCACGCUACGAUGAAGGUAGCUUGAUUGGAUCGCUGUUGAGUUUUACGAAUGUUUCCGGCUCAGGAAAAGAUCUAGGUCAGAGCUAUGUGAACUUUACACGCAACAAUAUCGACUUAAUCCGUGGCAAAAUAAACGACGAUUUGUGGAUUUUGAAUUUCUUCGAGCAAUGGUAUACAAAGACGAUAACAUUAUUAUGUAAUUGGCUGUCCGAACGUCUGGAUCAUUCAUUACACGUUUUUCAAUGUUUAUGUUUAUCGCAUAUUGUUAAGAAAAUUUACUCCGAUUUUGAGCUCCAAGGUGUGAUGGAAGACAAACUGAAUUCAAAGGCAUAUCAGACAGUUGCUCAGCGCAUGCAAGCUGAAGAAGCUACUUGUGCAUUGACCAUGCCUAGUGAGGAUGGUGAAGAUGAGUUUGCUGACGGUGAUGAUGACGACGGAGCAGUAUCAGUAGCAGCGAGUAAGUCCUCAAAGCACUUACCAGUAUUAGAAAAACUUGGUGAUGAAGAUGGCAAUAUUAACAUUGGCAGUGUGACAAACGCUGUCAAAGGAAAGGUCGGAAAUCUUUUGGGAAAAGGAAUUGGUGGCAUUGGCAUGGGUGGAUUAAACAAAUUAGGUGGAAGUUGGUUCUAAAAACUCUCUCUUUUUUUGCUCCUCUAAAUGUUAAUUUUUUUUCUUCUCUAUUUAAAAUCUUGUCGAAAUAUAAACAAACAAAAAAAAAUCUUCAAAGUUUUUCCUAGCAAAAAAAGUGUAAACAAAAAAAAUAUUUUUCCAUAAAAAAAAGUUUUUUCUGCUAAAUAUUUAAAUAAAAUUGAAUUUUUGCCCAAAAAUUGAAGAAUAUAAAACAGAUGAAAUAGUAAAAAUUAAUGAUGACAAACAAAAAAUAUUUAAAAACUGUUAUGAGAAUUUAAAAAUCAAUCAAAUUAAUGAAAUAGGAUAGAAAUGGUGGGUUUGUGUUACAGCGUGGAAGUUUGUUUUAAUCUUCAUUAUCUUGGGCCUUAAAUUUAGAUUUUUGGAAAAAUUCAAUUAUAAAUUAAACCUAUUCAAACUCAAAUUGAAUUAAUUCUUUAAAAAAGGUUCAGACCUAAUACAGCAUGGAAGUUUCUAACAUCUCAUUCCAUAAAUUAAUUCAAACUUGAACUAAUAAUCAC
Messenger RNA from Chironomus riparius, 4328 nucleotides. Lineage: Eukaryota; Metazoa; Arthropoda; Insecta; Diptera; Chironomidae. The record is from the annotation of a GenBank genome assembly.